UCCUUGGAAACCAUGCAAAACCAGAGUUUAGUAACUGAAUUUGUCUUCCUGGGACUAUCACAGAAUCCAAGUGUUCAAAAACUGAUAUUUAUUAUAUGUUUGUUUGUCUACAUUGCAACUAUCGGAGGCAACAUGACAAUUGUGGUAACCAUUGUCUGUAGCCCUACACUGCUGAGCUACCCCAUGUAUUUCUUUCUGGCUUUUCUGUCUUUACUUGAUGCAAGUUUCUCUUCUGCCAUGACACCGAAGAUGAUUGUGGAUUCUCUCUAUGAGAGAAAAACUAUCUCCUUUGAAGGAUGCAUGAUACAACUUUUUUCUGAACACUUCUUUGGUGGGGCUGAGGUGAUUGUUCUGACAGCCAUGGCCUAUGACCGCUAUGUGGCCAUUUGCAAGCCCUUACACUACUUUUCCAUCAUGAACUGGAGGCUCUGUGGCACUCUGAUAGGAGUUGCCUGGGCAGGGGGAUUCUUACAUUCCAUCAUACAAAUCAUCUUCACUUUGCAGCUGCCCUUCUGUGGACCCAAUGUCAUUGAUCAUUUCAUAUGUGAUUUGUACCCAUUGCUGGAGCUUGCCUGCACUGACACUCACAUCUUUGGCCUUUUAGUGGUUGCCAACAGUGGAUUUAUCUGCAUCAUAAUCUUCUCCUUAUUGCUUGUUUCAUAUGGUUUUAUCUUGCUCUCACUGAGAUCCCACAGUUCUGAAGGGCGAUGGAAAGCUCUGUCUACUUGUGGGUCCCACAUUGCUGUUGUGAUCUUGUUCUUUGUUCCAUGUAUAUUUACAUAUGCAAGACCUCCUACUGCCUUCUCCUUUGACAAAAUGGUAGCAAUAUUUUACACCAUGUUAUCGCCAUUGCUUAAUCCAAUGAUUUACACUUUUCGGAAUAAGGACAUGAAGAAUGCCAUAAGGAAAGUGUGGAAGAAAUUGAUAGUACAUUCAGAUGAAACAUAA
Molecule: messenger RNA, 948 nt
Organism: Cricetulus griseus (Chinese hamster)
Lineage: Eukaryota; Metazoa; Chordata; Mammalia; Rodentia; Cricetidae
Source: RefSeq, a predicted model, not a curated record